Messenger RNA from Arctia plantaginis, 300 nucleotides. NCBI's taxonomy places the organism in Eukaryota, Metazoa, Arthropoda, Insecta, Lepidoptera, Erebidae. The record is from the annotation of a GenBank genome assembly.
AUGGUGGAAUGUCAUAACACGUUCAUUGGCACCAACGUCCAGCGUCCUUUGGUGUACCACCACAAUGUGGAAUAUUCUUCUAAGGUGUUCAGGAAGAGAGUAGAAAACCUGUACUUUAUGAUGCCACAAAUACCUGCAAACACUGGAAGAGCAAUCCAGGGUAUCCUAGCCUACGAUCUGACACACUCCGAAGCUUCAGCAAAUGUCACACAAGGAGGCCUUGGGUACAACUUUGUCAACCUCCGUAUGAAGAGCGACCGAGGACAAAAACUUAAAUUUGACGUUUAUAUCUACGCUUAA